AUGCUUUUGAUGAUCUCAGAGGACAGCCAAGAAGAGGCCCUGAUGUUCGCUAAGGCGGCGAAAUCAGUCUUGGAAACACACCACGACCUGCGAUGUUCUACCAUAUUUUUCUCAGAAGCGUCCGGUGCUCUGAAAUCUUUCCUGGACGGUUUUGUGAGUUUACGCGUGCCUUACGGGAUGAGUGUGUUCGAGGUGGAGAUGGAGGGCCAGGAUAUUAAUAAGACACAUGCACAUCUCACCAAAGCGAUGACUGGAGCCCGCCAGAUCAGGAGGAAGUACUGGUGCAUCACGAUGGUUGUGCUGAGCGACGACGUAGCCUUCCUCGCCGCCUUGGCCGAGAGGUCCCUGGUUAUGACAUCGUCUAGGUUAAUUGCUCUCACUCGUCUUCCAGCACAAACUUUCCUGGAGAACGAAAAGUUACGCACGACUUUCUCCACUAUGAAUGCAGUUAUUGGAAUUUUUUACGAGAAGAGCAAAAGAUUCACCAUGUACUACCUAGAACCGUACAGCAACACCGAGGACGAGGUGACCCGCGCCGCACACUGGUCACUGAAGGAAGGCCUAGUCCAAGCCUCACGUCUCCCUCUUUUCUACGAUAAAUUCAUCAGAUUCAAGCGACGGCCCACUCUGAAAAUUGCCACCGAGGCUUUCCACUCCCGCCAAACACAAAAGGACGGAAGGAACACUGACCACACGGCCGACUACUUUGCGCAGGGGAUUAAUUUCAAUUAUCGUUAUGAGCACAUCCCCGACGGAACUUUUGGCUCCAAGCAAGACGACGGCUCCUGGUCAGGCAUGAUCGGAGCUGUGCUGAGGAAGGAGGCUGAUUUCGCCAACGGACCGUUCAGCCUGUCACCGAGCCGCGUCGAGAUUGUGGACUUCACCUCCCCGAUCAGCAUCCAAUACUCCGUCAUCCUGGGGGGCCGCGGGCUCCCUCAGGUGGACCCUUGGGCAUUUCUGUUCCCCUUAGGUCCUUUCGUAUGUGCGGCAAUCCUUGCGGCCCUUGUGGUGGUUCCUUUGAUCAUGGUGUUGUUGUUUACGUGCGCCUCCUUCUCUUUCCCUAACCCUGCUCGGUUCACGUGGCCUGCCAACUUGUUUGAAAUGAUCCGAGUGUUACUGUUACAAGGUGAGUGUCUCCUGACAGAUAACAAAAUUCCUGGUGGGGCGUGGUGGUGGCGGAGGCUGGCGAUGGGCGGCUGGAUGCUAACGGCUCUUGUGCUGAUCAAAAGUUAUGCUGGAAACCUCAUGUCGGUGCUGACGGUGAGGUACGUGCAGCAGCCGUACCAGAGCCUCAGUGACGUGGUGCGCGAUCCUUCCGUUUCCAUGAUCUGGCAAACCAACACAAGCAACGUGCAAUUCAUAAGGUCUGCGGAAACUGGGAUCUACCGCGAGCUGGCUGAAGCUGAAAAAAAUGGACGCACAAAAUUUCAGCCAAUUAUGAACUUUUUCUGGAGCCUCGACAAGCUGGUGAGGCGGAGGGACCAUGUGCUCAUAGACGUGGAAAUUAUGAUUAUGUUGAUGAUUGGUCACGACUUCACUUUCACUGGUCGAUGUGACUUUUACAAAUCGAAGGAAAAGUUCUUACCAGUGAUGCUGUCAGUGAUCGGACAGAAAAACAGUCCCUUGGUUCCGUCAUUGAGCAGAAGAAUAUAUUCUAUAACGGAGGCUGGACUGUACUACCAUUGGGUCAAGACGAUGGUGCCGAACUACACCUCCUGCGCCAGCUCGCCCACGAAGAUCACCGUCAGCACCACACUCUCCGUCGACAACCUCUGGGGCAUGUUUGUGGUGCUUGUGGGCGGCUACGUGGUGGGCCUCCUGGUCCUCCUGGCUGAAGUAGUCGCUGGCUGCUUCUUCCUGAGCGCCGCAGCCUGAGCCUUGUAGCGUGAGCCUCGCAGCCUUGCCGUCCAGAUGAUUUUAUAUAUGAUAACUUCAGCAGUAAUGCGCUGACGCUAACAAUAAUUAUUCACG
Messenger RNA from Portunus trituberculatus (swimming crab), 1971 nucleotides. RefSeq names its product probable glutamate receptor. The record is from RefSeq and is a predicted model, not a curated record. Gene Ontology annotation, molecular function: glutamate-gated receptor activity. The transcript is spliced from 13 exons. Gene Ontology annotation, cellular component: membrane. NCBI's taxonomy places the organism in Eukaryota, Metazoa, Arthropoda, Malacostraca, Decapoda, Portunidae. Bases 1 to 1875 code for a protein of 624 amino acids.